Molecule: messenger RNA, 2495 nt
Organism: Asterias rubens (European starfish)
Lineage: Eukaryota; Metazoa; Echinodermata; Asteroidea; Forcipulatida; Asteriidae
Product: peptidoglycan recognition protein 1-like
Exons: 4
Coding region: 553-1263 (236 amino acids)
Biological process (GO): peptidoglycan catabolic process
Molecular function (GO): N-acetylmuramoyl-L-alanine amidase activity; zinc ion binding
Source: RefSeq, a predicted model, not a curated record
AGCUGGACUUCUUCAAAUUGUGCAGCGUGUUUGACGACGUCUCAAACCAAAAGCUUCAGUUUUACUUUCACAAUAAAACUCGAUAUCAGUCCUUAAACUUUCUGUAGGAGCUAUACUUCCUCCAUGAUGAAAUGGCAGUGCUGUACAAACCGAACAUAGCUUCCCGACCUUCUACCCGAUUCACUACAGUUUAUAUAGACUUGCAUGUUUUUGCCUGUUACUUCCUCCUAUCCAGUUCACACAUGACAAAAGCAGGAUUGGGCCCCUCGCGGGUAUUCCCCGAACGGAACAAAGAAUAUCAUUUUGUCAUAGAAGUACUUGAAAACUGAAGCAAGGCCAAUGAGUUGGUUUUGUUCAUGAGUGUCACUAGCUGGCACAGACUGCGAACAACCAUACAAAUUCCAAAAUAGUUGCGAUUCAUGUUCAUAGUUGUCCAGUUUGAUUUGUCUCUUGAAAAUCUAUAGCCGAGUUCGCGACAUCCAUUUUAAACUUGUCCUUCAAUACGCCAUACUGUCACUUGAAAAUCUACCCUUUUCUCUGUAUUGUUCAACCAUGCAUUAUCAUACGGGCAGGAUUCGACCUUUGGCGUUAAUGUUGAGUGCUUGCAUACUGUAUUAUUCACAAGUGAGCAGUGUGUUGGCAGGCGAUCCAAUGUCUGGGAAAGCCGACAUCAAAAUGCAGAAAGAACCCGCCUGCAGCAAUUUGACCUUCGUCACAAGAGCUGAGUGGGGUGCCAUACCCCCAAAGAAACGGCAGGACAUGGUGCUCCCAGUCGGGUACUCAGUGGUCCACCACACUGCCUCAAAGCAGUGCUCAACCCAAGAAGAGUGCUCAAAACUUAUGCGAUCCUUCCAACACUUCCACAUGGUGACACGAGGAUGGGAUGACAUAGCAUACAACUUUCUGAUCGGUGGUGAUGAGAAAGUUUACAUAGGGCGUGGUUGGGACACAGUAGGAGCACACGCUGGAUCUACUUAUUACAACAGUCACUCAAUCGGCACAUCCAUCAUCGGAAACUACAAUGACAUCCUGCCAACCCCCGGUGUACUUCAGGUUUUAAAGGAUCUGAAUGAGUGUGGUGCCAAGUCAGGCUACAUGACCUCAAGAUACGUCCUUCGUGGCCACCGUGAUGUCAGGCAACUCGGCCCCACAGACUGCCCAGGCGAGACCCUCUAUAAAGAGAUCCGAACAUGGCCUCACUACCUCGAGUCGGACAAGACAUCCCAUCCAGAGUCGGACAAGACAUCCCAUCCGGAUGUUUAGGACGUUGUAAGAUUCAGUUUCCGAAUCUGAUGUUCCUCUUAAAAAAAAACUACAAUAAUUAGGGACUAAAGGCCCGGUCCCACUAGGGAUGUACCAGAACGUAAACGAAAGGACAUACGGAAACCUAAAAAAUUCGUCCAUGGGUGUGCAGUAGGCCGCAUCUGAUAAGCCUGUACGUGUCACAUGGGUACCUAAUUAUUCCAUUUGGCGUACGCCCAGUUCUGAAUAAUGAGCAAUGAACAGUGCACUGGAUACAUACCGCCCAUUUGGGUAAAUGGGGGGGGGGGGCAGCGCUAUGUGGUUUUCUUUCUAAAUAAUAGCCUAAUCCCGGUGGUAUAGCUCCAUGGACGCGUUUACACAUGGCGAAGGGAAAUAUUGUUUCCCCCGCUUUAGCCAUGUGUCUUCGUUUCGUGCAUGUGACCUAAUAAUAGUGACCCUUGUUUUGUUUUCUCAGGGAAGUAAUGUUUAAAUUUCAACUUCAAACAUUCAAUUUCGAGGAGAUUUUACAUCCGAGUUUUGUUUCUAAAACAUCCCUUGACUCCCCUGAGAAAAUCGGAAUGUGCAUUCAGCUCCUUAGAUACUUGAGUGGGAGUGGGGUGUAUGUGGGGUAUACAUUUACUCGAGGGACACACAAUCCAUGAAGAAAUUCAUGUAACCAAUAAAUUAACAUAAUUAACUAAAAAAUUCACACAAAGCAUAAAAUAUGGGGGGGGGGGGUCUACAAAAUUCUACCCUAAAUAGUUCCGGGGGUACAGGGAGUCGGAAAUGAACAUUGCGGGAUAUUAGGUCCCGACCUUAAAUUGCCAUCACUUCGGAGUUGUUUGCCCAUUGGCAUAGGACUGAAAGAAUAUGUCCAGGUUUGCCUCAUAACAAGUAUACGCGGCUCCCCUUGACAUCAGUUGCGAUAGAAAGCUUCCGACGCCCCGCCUACUUUUAAUACGAGUCCAGCAACUUUACACAUAGGCCUACAAUAAAACACUCCAACUUUGGUCGUUUUACAUUUGGAAUUUUAAGAUAGGCCUAUAUAUUUUUACGAUAAUACGGUACUAGACCCUAUACAAAACUUAUACUCACUAAUGUCACAAUCCAGUUUGCAUACCGAUGAACAAUGCAAUGCGAAAGAAUAGGCAAUUGGUUUAUAUUAUAAUGAGUGCUAUUAUGUCAAUGUCUGUCACGCUUAAUAACACGUAUUAUGUAAACUGUUGUUGAUUAAAAAACAAAAAAUAGCCUUA